AUGUCUGCUUCUACGCUUGAAAAGAAACCAGUCAACUUCUCCAACAUCCUUCUUGGAGCUGGUCUGAACAUGUUCGAGGUCACCACAUUGGGCCAGCCUCUGGAGGUCGUCAAGACCACGAUGGCUGCUAACCGUGGUCUUACCAUUGCCCAAUCAGCUUCGUUGGUCUGGUCAAGAGGAGGUGCGCUUGGAUUUUACCAAGGUCUGAUCCCAUGGGCUUGGGUUGAGGCCUCCACCAAAGGUGCCGUCUUGCUUUUUGUUUCUGCCGAAGCCGAAUAUCAAUUGCGCAAGGUUGGAGCAUCUGCAUUCGGUGCGGGUAUUGGAGGUGGUGUAUUGGGCGGUUUUGCACAGGCAUACCUGACUGUUGGUUUCUGUACAUGUAUGAAGACUGUUGAAAUCACCAGAGCUAAAGCUGCUGGAGUGCCAGGAGUUCCUCAGUUGACCACUUGGCAAGUAUUCACUGAUAUCUACAAGAAGGAAGGUAUCAGAGGUAUUAACAAAGGUGUUAAUGCCGUUGCCAUUAGACAGAUGACGAACUGGGGAUCCAGAUUUGGUCUCUCCAGAUUGGCCGAGGACUCUAUUAAGUCUCUCACCGGUAAGAAAGAGGACCAAAAGUUGUCUGCUGUUGAGAAGAUUGCAUCUUCUGUGAUUGGUGGUGGUUUGUCCGCAUGGAACCAGCCUAUCGAGGUCAUUCGUAUUGAGAUGCAAUCGAAGACCAAAGAUCCAAACAGACCAGCAAACCUGACCGUUGGUUCUACAUUCAGAUACAUUUACGGUCAAAGUGGAUUCAAGGGUCUAUAUAGAGGUGUUACUCCAAGAAUUGCUCUCGGUGUCUGGCAAACUGUGUGCAUGGUAGGCUUGGGUGACAUUGCCAAGGAGUUCGUUGCCAAACUGACAGGUGAAACUCCGGUCGGAAAGGGUCAUUGA
Molecule: messenger RNA, 927 nt
Organism: Kuraishia capsulata CBS 1993
Lineage: Eukaryota; Fungi; Ascomycota; Pichiomycetes; Pichiales; Pichiaceae
Exons: 2
Coding region: 1-927 (308 amino acids)
Biological process (GO): alpha-ketoglutarate transport; mitochondrial citrate transmembrane transport
Cellular component (GO): mitochondrion
Molecular function (GO): tricarboxylate secondary active transmembrane transporter activity
Source: RefSeq, a predicted model, not a curated record